Aspergillus neoniger CBS 115656 is the source of this 1664-nucleotide messenger RNA. RefSeq names its product acyl-CoA dehydrogenase family protein. The transcript is spliced from 4 exons. NCBI's taxonomy places the organism in Eukaryota, Fungi, Ascomycota, Eurotiomycetes, Eurotiales, Aspergillaceae. The record is from RefSeq and is a predicted model, not a curated record. Gene Ontology annotation, molecular function: heme binding; acyl-CoA dehydrogenase activity; flavin adenine dinucleotide binding. The coding region runs from base 1 to 1539 and encodes 512 amino acids.
AUGUCGAAGACCUUCACCCGCGCCGAGGUUGCGCAGCACAACACGGAGGAUUCUGUUUGGUGCAUUAUCGAUCACCGCGUGUACGAUUUGACCGAUUUCAUCGAUGCACAUCCCGGUGGCAGUGUGGUUUUGAACCAGGUCGCAGGCACGGAUGCCACGGUCGAUUUCUAUAAUCUUCAUCGACAGGAAGUCCUCGAGAAAUACAAGGAUCUUUGCAUUGGAACGGUAGCCGGCGAAACCCCAGAAAUUGUCACCCCCGAGCCCGGCAGCCUGAGCCAGGUUCCCUACGCCGAGCCUCUGUGGCUGCGUCCGCAAUUCAAGAGCCCCUACUUCAAUGACAGUCAUCGCCGACUCCAGAAAGCUCUCCGGGAGUUCACGGAUCGCUAUAUUACCCCUGAGGCACAGGAGAAGGAGAAGGAUGGCACCUAUAUCAGUCAGGAGUUGAUCGAUCGCAUGGCGGAGGCAGGAAUUCUAGCAAUGCGCCUGGGUCCGGGAAAGCAUUUGCACGGGCGGAAGCUUCUGGGCGGUGUCAUCGAUGGAAAAGAAUUCGAUUACUUGCAUGAUAUGGUGCUCUCGCAGGAGUUGGUGAGAUCUAAUGCUCGAGCAGGCUUCCAGGACGGUAACAUGGCAGGCAUGUGUAUUAGUUUGACUGCCGUCCAGCAGUGGCUUCGUAAUGAGCCUCUUCGGCAGAAGAUCACAGACGAGGUUCUGUCUGGAAAGAAGAAGAUGUGUCUGGCGGUUACAGAGGCAUUCGCCGGUAGUGAUGUCGCUGGUCUUCGCACAACCGCGAAGAAAACCCCGGACGGCAAGCACUUCAUCGUGAACGGAACCAAGAAAUGGAUCACCAAUGGCAUGUUCUGCGACUACUUCGUCACUGGCUGCCGAACCGAAAAGGGUUUCUCAGUGCUCCUGAUUCCCCGCGACGAAGGAGUGGAGACUAAGCAGAUCAAGACCUCCUACUCGACAGCAGCUGCCACCGCGUUUGUUCAGUUCGAGAACGUCAAGGUCCCUGUGGAGAACCUUCUGGGUGAGGAGGAUAAGGGUUUCAUUGUGAUUAUGAGCAACUUCAACCACGAGCGCUUUAUGAUGUGUUGCAGUGUGGUCCGCAUGUGCAUGACCGUUGUGGAGGAGUGCAUGAAGUGGUGCAACCAACGCAUCGUCUUUGGCAAGAAGCUGAUUGAGCAGCCUGUUAUGCGGCAAAAACUUGCCCGAAUGAUCUCACUUUGCGAAUCGAACCAGGCCUGGCUGGAAUCUAUUGCAUACCAGAUGUGCAACAUGACCUAUGCGCAGCAGUCGGCUAAUCUGGGUGGUCCCAUCGGCCUGCUGAAGUCUCAUGCCACCCGCUCCGCACAGGAGAUCGCCGACCUUGCGACCAACAUCUUUGGUGGACGGGGUUUGACCCAGUCCGGCAUGGGUAAGGUCAUUGAGAUGUUCCACCGGACAUACAAGUUUGAUGCCAUCUUGGGUGGCACGGAAGAGAUUCUGGCCGAUUUGGGAGUUCGUCAGGCGAUGAAGAAGUUCCCCAGGGCAAUGUUGUAGAUAUUGCAUUCUUAAUCGAAGGCCCUGCGGGACAGGGUAUAGUUUACAGUCAUCGGGUAUUGGUCAUCUGCCCUUUGCAUAAGAUUUGAUUGUACACAAAGGUCAUUGAACCAAUCUGAUCCUCG